Molecule: messenger RNA, 2106 nt
Organism: Diospyros lotus (date-plum)
Lineage: Eukaryota; Viridiplantae; Streptophyta; Magnoliopsida; Ericales; Ebenaceae
Product: putative high mobility group B protein 11
Exons: 6
Coding region: 9-1175 (388 amino acids)
Molecular function (GO): DNA binding
Source: RefSeq, a predicted model, not a curated record
ACGAAAAAAUGCGGGCACAGCAGGGAGGAGAGGCUGGUCAGGCGAGCCAAAUCAACGGCUGUAAUCUUGCUGGUGGUACGAAUCCCGAUGCGUCCGCCGAGGCAAAGAACUCGUCGGCGCUGGCAAUGUCGGCAGCCGAUGGUUUCUACGAGAAGCUCUCCAAGUUCCACGAGUCUUCAGGACUCAGUCUCGCCUUUGAUUUCCGGGAAACGAGUGUGGACUUGUAUAUGUUAUACAAAGAAGUGACUGAAAGAGGAGGAUAUCAUCUGGUGACUAAAGAUGGGGGAUGGGGUGAACUUUCACCUACCUUGAAGUCGAAAGGAAAAAUUUUACCGUCACCAACUCAACUUCGAAAGCUUUAUGCAAGCCUCCUUUACCAGUUUGAGCAAAUAUAUUAUUACCGGUCUCCUUCAAAAGUUUUUCCUGAUUCAGGUCACCCUGGGAUUCGAGAUGACCCAAAUAUCACUGGGAAGCGGAAGCAUUGUGACAAAUAUCUUCCAGUAAUGCUUCCUGCAGUUGAGAGUGGCCCAGCCACAAAAAGGAAAUGUAAUGACAAUUCUAACAGAUUGUCAACAGGGCCCGAGUCAGCAGAAAAGAAACUGGCCGUCCAAACAUUGCCAAAAUCAGGGCCUGACCCAGCAGGAAAGAAGCUGGUCAUGCAAGCAUCACCAAAAGCUCCAGAAACGAGGAAAGAUCCAAAUGCUCCACUAGGAUCAAGAUCUGCAUAUCAGAUCUUCCUCAGAAAGGAAUGUGAACGCCUGAAAAAGAUCCAUGGUGAGAGCUCAGGAAGCCACAACUUCCGGGACAUGGCAGUAGAUGCAUGGAAGUCUCUCUCUCAGAUUGAUCGACAGCCAUAUUUUGAAGAAAGUAGGAAGGACAAGGAAAGAUUCAAGAGGGAGUUGUCAGCUUACAAGGAGCAAAAGCAGAUGCUAGAGACUAAGACCAAAAGUCUCCCUCGCAGUUCAAAACCAGUUGCCAAUAACCACAAGAUGCUAUGGCCAGCAGAUGAUGACUACCAUGUGGCUUUGCAAUCUGAUUCUGAUAACUUUCAGGUGCCAGAUGAAUCCGCAGUUGAAGUAGCCUUUAACUUGAUGAAGAAUGCUCAAGAAAAUGAUGCCACAUUUCAGAUUAACUGGGAUGAGUACUGUGGCUCGCUGGAUAUAAUACCCAGUUAAAAGGAUCGCACAUCCAGAGUUUCCCGAAACAGGUUUUGUUUUGUGAAGUGCAUAGAGCCAGGGAGUAGUACCUACCUACUGGGUGUCCCUGCAAGGUAUGUUGCAUACCUUAGCAGUUUCUUUCUUUCUUUUCUUCUGCAUAGCUACCCUUCCCUGAGUUUUUGUACAGUUUAACUGUAUUAUAUAAUACUUGAGAUCUGCAUGCCUCUGUGCAAGGUGUUUGUGCUUAUGGUUUGGGCAGAAUGGACUCAAAAUAGUGUUCUAACUAAUGCAUGGUGAUGUGGAACCCUUCUCCUUAAAAAAGUUUAAAUUUUGUUCUUUUCAUAUGCAUUCUAAUAGUGCGUGAAAUCAUCAACCAUUGUUUGAAAUUCUCAGUCGUGGCUUAGAACAAAUCUUCCCUGGACGGUGGACAUUUAACUCUGCAUUGUUUCUCUUAGUAACUCCCCUUUUUUAUUUCAUUAAUUUUCAGUUAUUUUGACCUCCUUGAAUAUUGAAUCUUCAGUGAUGUUUUUUUUUUUUUUUUUAUCUUUUUAACUUUCUACUGUAAUAAAAAAUAAAAUAAGUUACAUUUUUAUAUUUUUUAACGUUAUUUUCAUCUUCUUGUUGCACUCGAGGGCUAAUCUCUGUCCGGUCCGAGCAAACUUUUGCACACCUCCGUUACCUUUUGAGAGGCCCACCCCCCAUAAAAACUGUCUACUUGAUACCAACGCUUGCCCCAUUAUUCAUGAUAAUUAUAAUUUACUGAACAAAUUUUCAUCUUUAUAACUACUCUAAUUCACUAUAAUAUAUUCUAACUCAUUAGAAAGGGUAGCAAAGACACGUGGAUACGGUCCUAUAUCAUGUGCAUCACUCAAAGCAGAGUGGCAGAUAAGAGAGAUGAGCACAGCCUCAUCCGCCACCGCCACCGCCACCGCCACCGCCGAGCUGUCUU